GCGUAAGUAGACAGUGGUCGGUAGUUCAUUCAAAACAGUGGAGCUGCUCCCUGUCACGGUAACAUCCAUUGCAGAGUGGAAAUUAACGUCGCAAAAUGGCGAGAAGGAGGAUCACACAGGAAACCUUUGAUGCUGCUGUGAGGGAAAACAUGGAGGAGUUUGAGAUGGAACCCGACGAGGCUUUGAGGGAAGCUGUGGAGCAGUUUGAGUCUCAAGGUGUGGACCUCAGUUGUAUAGUAAAAGCUGUUCCCACUGUGUCAUCUGAUGACAAACAAGACGAGCAAACACAUGAGGUUUUACAGGCCUUGGAUUCCCUUCGAAUUGAAAAAGACUCAGCAGAAGUGACAGCAGAAAUCAAACGCUUCACUGAACAGUGCUCACUUGGGUUUGCCCAGAGGUACCUGGCUGCCCAAAAAGAUGCUUACCCUGUCAUCCUCUCCUUCUGCAAAAACAGUGUGGAGGAGCAGGAAGCUGUGUUGGCUGCCCUCUUAGCUCUUGCUGCACUGACUGAUGGACAACCAGACUUGUUAGAUGCAGAUGGCCAGCAGUUUCUGUUGAACGUCAUGAAGAAGUAUUCAGGCAAUUCAUCUGUGAUGUGUGCGGCCAUAUGCACAGUGCGGUACUGUUGUUUAAAACAUGAACAGAACAGGCAGGAUUUGGUCAAAGGUGGUGUCCUGCCUCUGGUCACUGGGGCCAUUACUCAGCAUAGUGGGUGUGCUGAUCUGGUCAAGGAGGCAUCUGCGGCUCUAAGGGUCAUGACCUUUGAUGAUGAUGUCAGAGUUACAUUUGGGCAUGCUCAUGAACAUGCUAAAAUAAUUGUUCUAGAGCACAGUGGACUGAAAGUCUUAAUUGAGGCAGCAAAAGCUCACCUUGAUGAUACAUCUGUACUGAGUGAGCUGUGUGCAACUUUAUCUCGUCUGGCUGUAAGAAAUGAGUUCUGUCAGGACAUCUGUGACCUGGGAGGAUUAAAACUCAUCAUGACGCUGCUUGCAGACAGCUUUGAGUCACAGGAGUUGGUUCGACAGGUCCUGAGUGCAAUACGAGCCGUAGCAGGAAAUGAUGAUGUGAAAGAUGCAGUCGUUAAUGCAGGAGGAGUCCAACUUAUUGUCAUUGCAAUGAACAGACACAUGAGCAACCCCUCCGUGUGUGAGCAGGGCUGUGCAUGCCUCUCUGUGCUUGCCCUACGUAAACCCAACAACUGCAAAGUCAUCAUGGAAAAUGGUGGUGCAUUGGCUGCUGUGCAGGCUAUGAAAGCACAUACUGAUGUGGUCAGUGUGCAGAAACAGGCCUGUAUGCUGCUAAGGAAUCUUGUUUCUCGUGCGCGUACCUUCUGCCAGCCCAUCCUAGAGAUGGGAGCAGAAACUCUGAUCGUCCAGGCUCUACAGACUCACCAGGACUGUAGUGAUGUGGGCAAAGCGGCCCUCAGAGAUCUCGGAUGCCAAGUGGAACUACGAGAGCUGUGGACUGGCAAACAUGGCGGCCUCACCAAUUGAAAGGAGAAGACCCCAGAGCUGUUUUGAAGUUCUCUUAUAUGAGCUUGCCUUAUGUGAAUUCCUAAGACAACAUGAUUUUCAUUUCCGAAUGUUGAGUAAUGGUAUCGGUUGUGUGGCCAAAAGUUGAAAGUUAGACGCAUUCAUUGUGCUAGGUAUGUCUUCAAAUCUUCAGAGGAACUGAGUUGUUGACAAGAAUUGUAAGCAUUGACUUAAUUCCAUUAAAAUAAUAAUCUCAACUGUCAAGCAACAUAUUUCUGAGGUUUCCCAUUUAUCCUCAUCUGUUGGAGAUUUUAUUUGGUCCAAUCCAAAAAAGGUCAAUUAUUCAUUCUUAUUUCUGAUAUAUUUGUUUUAUACCUGUAACAUUUUGAAAAUGAGAUGGUAAAUAUACUUUUGUGUUUAAAGGUAUGGAUAAAAUGUGUAAUAUUUGAUGUACGUCACAGAUGAACUGCACUGCCAUGUGCUGGUUCACACUGUCAGAGCCAAACAUACCUGUACUCGUAUGCCUUAUUUUUAUUUUUUUUUAUCAGGACUAAAAGUACUAUUUUUAGUUACAGAAUCUGAAUAUUUGAAGCCUCAUCCUGCAUAAUUUGGAUAAAACUCUUCUUGUGUAUCACCA
Sphaeramia orbicularis (orbiculate cardinalfish) is the source of this 2109-nucleotide messenger RNA. It is a transcript of the gene armc6, whose product is annotated as armadillo repeat containing 6. Gene Ontology annotation, biological process: hematopoietic progenitor cell differentiation. Gene Ontology annotation, molecular function: protein binding. Lineage: Eukaryota; Metazoa; Chordata; Actinopteri; Kurtiformes; Apogonidae. The record is from RefSeq and is a predicted model, not a curated record. Bases 96 to 1493 code for a protein of 465 amino acids. The transcript has 8 exons.